AUGGAUGAAGCUCCCAACUGCGCGAUUUGCAAUGCUCCCGCCUAUCCAGAAUGCCCUUGCGAAUCGGAGCGACUGCAGAUCGCAGUCAAGCAAGCAGAACAGCGCGCUAUGGAUGAACGGCUGGCCGAGAUACGAGACUGGGUGAUCAACCAUGCGCGCCAGCACAUUCUGAAGGCAUUCGAAAGUCUGAGCUCGAUACGAAAGUCAGCACACGCCCAAUACCUUGCCUCGUUACCCAACUACGACAUCUACAUGCGAUACUCCGGACGCCCACCAAUAUCGCACAUAUAUGUUGCAACUUUACAAUCACAAAUCGCUGAAGCGCAUUCGGAACUGAAGCGGGGCAUCGAUGCUGACUGGCGUGCAUCGGUCCUUCGCUACCCGAUAGUUCUGGAUUACUUCUAUAGCCUGAUCCAGUUGAGGCUUCCCAGCGAUCAUUCGCCAGAGGUCGUCCAACCACCUUUCGCUGCAGCUGGGUACGCGGACAGAGGAUACGACAGAGGCUAUAUCGACACUGCUAGUGGUAUCGAGAAGAAAAAGAAGAAGCGGCGUGACAGGGAGGGCUCGGCAGGUCCAGAGAGACAUGCAGCCGUACACCGCAUCAUGAGAGGGCCGCCGCCGGUGCCUACACCUCCACUGCAGCAUUCCGGAUUCCCUCGGCCACCCGGAGCGUACUACUAAGCAGCUUGGCAUUGCAUUUUAUCGCGGGGUUAGCUUCACCAAAGCGCAGGCCUGGGUUUGCGAUUUGUUCCCUUCGAAAUUGAAGCAUAGCGAGGAGUUUGGGUUGCAGAUUUGCGGCUAAGCACUCGCGCGUACUCUCGAUGCAAUCCUUAGCGAUGAUGGCAUCGCGUGAUAUUUUUACAGUCUGAAUAGGGCGUGCAGUCCAUGAAUACCAUCCAUAGUUGUUUGCAUAGUAUCACCAAUCGUACCUGAAGUUGAUC
Parastagonospora nodorum SN15 is the source of this 941-nucleotide messenger RNA. RefSeq lists its product as hypothetical. The record is from RefSeq and is a predicted model, not a curated record. NCBI's taxonomy places the organism in Eukaryota, Fungi, Ascomycota, Dothideomycetes, Pleosporales, Phaeosphaeriaceae. The coding region runs from base 1 to 681 and encodes 226 amino acids. The transcript has 2 exons.